Messenger RNA from Oncorhynchus mykiss (rainbow trout), 5468 nucleotides. RefSeq names its product interferon regulatory factor 10 (gene irf-10). The record is from RefSeq and is a predicted model, not a curated record. NCBI's taxonomy places the organism in Eukaryota, Metazoa, Chordata, Actinopteri, Salmoniformes, Salmonidae. Gene Ontology annotation, biological process: regulation of transcription by RNA polymerase II; immune system process. Gene Ontology annotation, molecular function: DNA-binding transcription factor activity, RNA polymerase II-specific; protein binding; RNA polymerase II cis-regulatory region sequence-specific DNA binding. Gene Ontology annotation, cellular component: nucleus.
AACUUUAUCAAAUACAAAACAACUUUAUUUGUCCAACUGCUACUGUAUCUCUGGGUUUAACUGAGUGCUCACAAGUGAACCCAUGUGUGACGAUGGUAAGCAGAAGACAGCUAGAUAACGCAGAAUGCUAUUCUUGAACUUCCCCAAACAACAAUCUUGAUUUGAAUGUAUUGUGUUUGUUAAGCUAUCUGAGGUAUAUCUGGUGAGGUUGAGGGUCUUCUGAGAAAUACAGAGGAUAUUCAAUCUCUAAUGUUGCCUCCACAGCAUACCCUCCUUUGUUUGACUUCCAAUUCAAUGUAUUGUCUUUUAAUAUGGCCUUCUGCUGAUGUCCUUUUAUCUCUAUCAUGGCCAUACCCACUCCUAUCCAUCUCUCCUUCACCAUCCAUCCCUCUCUCCAUGGAGUCUGGCGGGUGUGUCUCGGAGUGUCACCCUGGUGGUGGCCUACAUCAUGACGGUGACAGGGCUGGGCUGGCAGGAGGCUCUGGCUGCUGUGAGGGUGGCUCGGCCCUGCGCUGGGCCCAACCUGGGCUUCCAGCGCCAGCUCCAGGAGUUUGAGACCAAUCACGCUGACCAGUUCAGGGAGUGGCUUUGGCAAUUAUACAAAGAGAGGCCCUUCAACGACGAGGAUGACAUUCGCAUCCUGUUGGCCAAGAGUUUCAAACCCAAUGGGGUGGGGGUGGAGGUGAAUGUUGAGCCGUCCACCCCUCCAGGAUUGCAGGGUACCUGAGAUCCCUUAUCCAGGUCUGAAGGCUUACACUGUGGGAUGAUACCACUCUGGCCCCUAGAGGGUGGGUGGGGGGUUCUUUCUCUGUCGGUACGCUGUUAGACCAGUCUCUCUCUCUGUUGUUGUCCCUCUACUGGAGAAGACUAGGGGAGGAUGGGUCAAUGGAUGCACCAUUUUGAGAAUGUUUAUUGAUGUUUUAUUAUGGCUAAUACCACUGGUUUUAUUACCCCUAAUUUAUGUACAGUGUUUAGUUAUGUAUGGCACGUUCAGCAUUUGUACUUGUUUUUCUAAACCUCGAAAAUGUAUGAUAUUGUUGUCAUGUCAUUUGUUCCUACUUGAAGCAACGUCAGCUUUUUGUGCAUUAAUACAAGGAUUAAAGAUGAAAUUAUGACUGAGAUGAAAUUGUUAUUAACUACCGGUAGGUCUGCUAUGCUGUCAGAUACAAUGUGAUAAUAGACAGACAUUCUCUGCUCUGUUUACCUCUGUUUCUGGGUCUAUUUCCUGUCAUGCAAGGAAGCCUUGCAUGACAGCAGUAAAAACAACAUUUUCAGCCCCCUCUGUCAGCAUUGGAGGGAUACAGAGAGCUGGGCAUGAGUGCCACUGGCUCUGAAAAGGGAUGCAUUUGAAUUUGUCUGUUGCCUACCUACCCACGCACCUACAUAUAAUGUAGCCCUUCUCCAAUAGAUAUAGCAUGCAGCCAAUGAAUUAGACCCAGUUGAUAUUAAAGGUUAUGUGCAUGACACAACCACUGGAGGGCAGCAGUAUAACCACAGUAAAACAAAUUGAGGCUAUAUUGUAUAUGUGAAUGAAAUGAAAACACACUCCACUAAAAUUUCCCAUAUUUUCAUCAAUGUCAUAGGCUACUGUAAUUAACUUGCAGGAUGAUUGAGUACAUUUUAAUUGCCAUAUAACUACAUUAUGAAAACAACAGCACAAGAACAAUUCUAUUUUUUGACUUUAUAAAACAGUAUUUAAAGCAUAAACAUAUAAUGGUAAUGGAAUCUAUUGACAUAAUUACGAUUUUAGGGAGUUUCUUUUUUGAUAUUGACACAGGUAAUUGUUCCAUUCCAUGGUGACGUUUGCUUCCUGUGUUUGCCACUCGAGAGGGAUUCCCCAUCGACUGUAGGUUGUUCUCGAUAAGCUUCAGAGAACUGCAGCUCCUCCCAGUCGCGGCACCGACACAUCAAGAUGUGACUGACUAUAUGAAUAGGGCACCCGAUGCUCUCACUUGAGAACUGUGUCAGUGAAAUCGAUUUCAUCACUUGUCAGAGAAGCUCACAUGGUUAGAGAGAUGAACUUAGAGGGGGACAGCGGUCUGUCAGUGAGCUGCGGCAACGGGAAACUUAGACAGUGGCUGAUCGAUCAGAUUAACAGCAGUAGCUAUCCCGGACUGGUUUGGGAGAAUGGCGAGAAAAGCAUUUUCAGGAUCCCGUGGAAACAUGCGGGCAAACAGGACUACAAUCGAGAGGAGGAUGCUGCACUCUUCAAGGCUUGGGCAUUGUUCAAAGGGAAACACAGGGAAGGAGUGGACAAACCAGACCCCCCCACAUGGAAGACUAGACUGCGAUGUGCUCUUAACAAAAGUAAUGACUUUGACGAGCUGGUGGAGAGAAGCCAACUUGAUAUAUCAGACCCUUACAAAGUCUACAGAAUCAUACCGGAGGGAGCUAAGAGAGGGAUCAAGAUGGCAGAGACAACGUUACAUAUGAGCUCAGAGAGCAACUACCCCAUGCACUCUCUGUACCCAACUCUACACAGCCAGGUGUCUGGCAGCUACAUAGUUCCCCAGGAGAGGAAGGAGUGGAAGGAGUACAGCCACACACAGGACCACCAGCAGCAACCUCAGCCUCAGCACCAUCAGCCACCCCACGUUGAGCUGCAGUAUAGCCAGUGCCACUACCCAUCGCCACUCAGCCGACUGUGGCACACCGGGCCACACACAGAUAACGGUUAUCAGUUCACUGGCUCCUUCUAUUCAUACUCCUCCUCAGAGUCCCACCCCACAGCAUUUACAAUGGACCACAACAUGGCCACCCUUUCUGACUUCCGACUGCAUGUGUCCCUGUUCUACCGUGAGGCUUUGGUCAAGAAGGUAACCACCUCUGGUCCUGAAGGCUGCCAGAUCACCUCGUCUUCCUCCUCCUCUUCCUCCUCUUCCUCUCCGUCCUCCCCCUGCCCUGGGGACAAGCUGUACAGCGGUGCAGAAGUGGUGCUGUUCCCGUCCCCUUACCCCGAGUCACAGAGGAGGGGGGCGGAGAAGCUACCCAACGUCCUGGAGAGGGGCGUGCUCCUGUGGAUGGCGUCAGAUGGGCUCUAUGCCAAGCGGCUUUGCCAGAGCCGAGUGUACUGGGAGGGCCCGCUGGCCCCGUACACGGACAAACCCAACAAACUGGAGAAAGAACAGACCUGCAAGCUGUUUGACACUCAGCAGUUCCUCACUGAGCUGCAGGGGUAUGCCCAACAUGGCCGUCCCAUGCCCAGGCACCAGGUGGUGCUGUGUUUCGGUGACGAGUACCCAGAUCCCCAACGCCAGACCAAGAUGAUCACAGCACAGGUGGAGCCAAUGUUUGCCAGGGAACUGUUGUACUUCACCCAGCAGAACAGCAGUCACUACCUUAGGGACUAUGAGCUCCAGGGACACACGGAGAGCUCCCCUCCAGCUCCAGGAGACUACCAGAGGACCCUCCAACACAUGCAGGAGUAACACAUACAAACAUGCCUCAGGAGCCAUGGACAUGCAUGUAGAUAGACCAAUGAGCUUAACUUCACAACUACUGUAAUGUAUAUGGUAUACUCAGGUCUUGGACUAAAAUGCCUCACUGUGAUUUCAAUGUAAGACUGGACUGUGCCUCCAUCAUCAGUGUCAACAGUUUGAGCCAAAGAUGAUCAAAGAUGAAAGUAUCUACCCUAGUUUGUACAGCCUUACAAUUAUGUUUCUAAUCAUCAUUUAUUUGUCUUUUUUUAAACAAUAUGAAAAACUGAUUAAGUAUUUUGAUUUGAUCUGUUGUAAUAGUUUUGUUUCAAUAUCACAUCUGGAUGCCAGUGUCUAGGUGAAUGUGUUUGAUUGAUUGGUUGAUUUUGCAAAACCUGCUCAAGGUAGCUGUAGAUAAUUGAAGUGAUUGGUUUUAGGCUGACCCUAGCAUUGGUUCCCACUUGAUCCUUGAUACAUUAUAGCUACAAAGUGUGUGGUGUGUGUAGGCUUAUCACAAGAGAUAGUGUGUUUUCCGGUGACAUCUGUAGGAAACCCACAACACCCCCUGACCUGUGGUAGUGGUGUGGUGGGCGGAGGUAGCCUGCCCCUGUCUCUCUCUCCCCAUCUCGCUCUCUUUCUUUGUCUCCCUCUACAUUUUCUCUCUUGCUAACACUUGCUUUCAACGAGACAGGGAUGCAUGUGUUUGUGUAUGUUUGUGUGUAUGUGUGUGUGUGCGGGCGUGCAUGUAUGUGUCUGCAUGUGAGAUUGUGACAGUGUAUAGGAUGCGGUUUGAGGGGACGAGGACCAAUGUGAAGCAGAGGGUGACUGACAGAAGCAGGAAGCACCAGUCACAGGUGCACAGGAAGUGGAGUAGCCCUCAGGAGAAAGGGAGAAAAGGCUUAAUGUGACCCAUUUCCAGAAGCUAGGCAUAUAUUGAACAUCACUACUUCACAGGAGAGGCAUUUUAAGGAAAAACAUUUUUUUUUAUAUCAAAAUACUUUUUGGGGCAGAAAUGCAUUUUGGAGCAUAUGAACUUUCAUGUGCCUUAAUAACAAACUUGUAUGCCAUCUGUAAAUACAAAUAAAAUGGUUAAAUUACGAGCCUAGUUGGUUUAGCCACGAAAAAAAGACAGGAACCUUCCGAUAGCCAUGAUUGGCUGAGAUAUGCCGAGAGAUGAGUUCGGAUUGAUCUGCCAUGAAGCACGCUUCUGUCCAUAACAUAAACUGCUCAGUAUGUGUUGAUAAUCCAUGCUACGGCGGCCGUUUUGAAAUAGAUAACAUUAGCCAUGGAGAACUGCAAAAGGGUUGCUACUGUUCUCAACAACAUUGUUGCCCUGAAUUUAGCAGGCACUAUAGACAAGAUCUGUGGGAAAAAGUUGUGAUGGACUACUUUCUGCACACGGUCAGUGUGAACCAGAGUGACAUGACACAACGAGCCAAAUAAGCUGUAGCUAGCUACAAAUAAAGCUACAAAUAAAAUGGAAAAGACACAGGAUGUCUUAGUUAGUUAAAGUGGUUCCAGUCUGGAGUGAAGCGUUCAUCCAUGUAUGCGAUAAGUGUCCAGCUACAUCUUUCAGGUAUUUUACUUUUCAAACUUUUCAUUGCAAGUUAAAGCUUAUUUUUUGCUAGCUAGCAAACAUUAGCUUACUGGCUCGCUACCUAAUGUUAUGUGUAUGUUCUGUAUAGUAAUAUUAUUUGCAUCUCAGAAAUCCAUUUGCAUUGCUAGUUAUAGCUUAAUGUUAGUUGGUUAGCUUUAGCUACCUGCAGAUUCAUACUACAGUCACAGACAGACCAAUGAGACAGAUAUUUCACCGGAUGUAUAAAUGUGAAGCAUCCGGUUGGCGUUUCCACUGUCUACCAAAUAUGUGACCCGUUUCAGGAAACUAGGCAUAUGUCGCGGGUCACUACUUCACAUGAGAGCCAUUUGAAUGUAAUCUUUUUCUAUUUUUAUCUAAAUGCAUAUUUUGGCAGAAAUGCCUUCUGGAGCUUGUGAACUUUCAUGUGCCUUAAUAACAAACAUGUAUGCCAUCUGUAAAUACGAAUAAAAUUGUUA